Molecule: messenger RNA, 1255 nt
Organism: Acanthochromis polyacanthus (spiny chromis)
Lineage: Eukaryota; Metazoa; Chordata; Actinopteri; Pomacentridae
Exons: 11
Coding region: 69-1073 (334 amino acids)
Biological process (GO): cell division; mitotic sister chromatid segregation
Cellular component (GO): MIS12/MIND type complex
Source: RefSeq, a predicted model, not a curated record
AUGCUUAGUUCCGUAGAUGGGUUUGGCUUGUUGGGCGCGCGCUGAAGGGAAAACUAUUUGAAAGAAAAAUGGCGGAAGACGGAAAAGACGGGUGCGUAAACGUAGUCGAGGGUGAUAACCAGAGUGAGGUCAUCUCAGUUAAACGGACACCAAAACGACGCUCUUCUACAAGUCCCAGCGCAGCUCCCCCUCACAAGUCUCCCCGUAGCGACAGUAAAUCACCAACACCGCAGACAUCAGAUGGAGGUGAAGGACAGUCAGAGAGAGACAGAAAAGAAAUGCAGUCCGAAGACACGGAGGAUUCUGCUGGUCCCUCUGUCAGUCCCACUCCACGGAGGAAGUCCUGGAGAAGAUCCACAAUAAACCGACGCUCUCUCCCUGCCCUUCCCAACCCGUAUCAGGCUCUGUGCAGGAACAUAAGCACAUCCUUAUCACAGCAAGAGAGGCUUGAGAAAUUGAUGGAGGCUUCAAUGAAGCUGGCAAUAGAAAGAACUCAAAAUUUGCUGCAGUCCAUGCCAAACACAUCACUGGAGUCUUUUCAGAAACAAGUUGAACACAUCCAGAAAGAAUGGGGUUGCCUUGCCAAACGCAUAGACAAUGAACCACACCAACUCCCUCCUAGUGAAGCCAGUAAGCCUGCAAUGCAAGGAGCCAUGGAAAAAGUCCAGAGAGCCAUCAGCAGGCUGCAGGCUGAAAGUGAAUCUUGGGAGGCACUGUUGAACAAACAUCGGAGCAAAGCAGAGGAAUUGGAAAGGAAGGUGGAGCAAGGCCAGAAGACAGGUGUAUCCCUAGGCUCUACAUCUGUUGCCCAGUCGUCACAGCACCUUUUCAUACAGAGUAAACCAGACUACCAUGUUGUCCUCAGUAGACAGCAACCCAAGCUUCAGACUAUGGGAAAGAUUAUGGACACUCAGUGUAAGAUGGUUAGAGAGCUUCUGUCCAUCAAGGAGCACUCACAGCUAUUGGUGAAAGAGACCAGUGGCCGACUGGCGGCAGAGGAAGGAUUCCAGGAUCUUUCAUCUGACCUCCUCAGGAAUCUCAUAGCAGCACCUUUAUCCUCUGCAACUACAUAGUCAGUCUGUGGAAAGCCAGCAUAAACGGCCUAUCCUCUAAUAGAUCAUGGCUCUGUAUGACUUGUAUGUGAAACUCAAGUGUCUUUCUUGUUGAUUUUUACUGUUUUGACUUGGUUACAUGUCAUAUCUUUGCUCUGUCUUUGUUGUCUUGUUUUAUCAAUAAGUAAAAUAUUAUUAUUAUA